UCAUGCUGCUGCCAGGUCCAGAGUCUGUCAUGGGUCCCUGUACGGCCUCCCAUUGCUGCUGUCUCCAUCGCCACACUCUGCCAUGUGCCACUUUCAGGUCUCCUCACACUGCUGUGUGUGUUCCAUUUUUUUGACAUAGGGUGCUGGCAGAUUACGGGCCUCCCAUAGCUGCUGCCAGGCCCCUAAUCUGCCAUGGGCCCCUAUAACCGCCUCCUCAUGCUGCUGCCAGGUCCAGAGUCUGUCAUGGGUCCCUGUACGGCCUCCCAUUGCUGCUGUCUCCAUCGCCACAUACACUCUGCCAUGUGCCACUUUCAGGUCUCCUCACACUGCUGGUGUGUUCCAUUUUUUGUC
Molecule: messenger RNA, 351 nt
Organism: Staurois parvus
Lineage: Eukaryota; Metazoa; Chordata; Amphibia; Anura; Ranidae
Source: the annotation of a GenBank genome assembly